This is a messenger RNA of Chaetomium fimeti, 1721 nucleotides long. RefSeq names its product major facilitator superfamily domain-containing protein. Bases 1 to 1623 code for a protein of 540 amino acids. The transcript has 3 exons. Gene Ontology annotation, biological process: transmembrane transport. The record is from RefSeq and is a predicted model, not a curated record. Gene Ontology annotation, cellular component: plasma membrane. Lineage: Eukaryota; Fungi; Ascomycota; Sordariomycetes; Sordariales; Chaetomiaceae. Gene Ontology annotation, molecular function: transmembrane transporter activity.
AUGAAGGACCCGGAAUACGAAACCAAGGAUAGCGACACGGAGGAGGAGCCCGGCACUGAGAAGCAGCCCGAGCUGGCGGAUGAGGUCGGGUACCCCACGGGUCUGGCCUUGACAUUUAUCAUCGCUGCCCUGGUGCUCAGUAUCUUCCUGGUCUCCCUUGAUAUGACAAUGGUGCCCACGGCUAUCCCCAGUAUCACAGACGAGUUCCGGGGCCUGGAGGACGUGGCGUGGUACGGAUCUGCCUUCUUCAUGACCCUCGGCGGCUUCCAAUCGACCUGGGGCAAGGUGUUCAAGUAUUUUCCUCUCAAGGCCGGUUUCUUGAUUUCCAUCCUCAUCUUUGAAAUUGGCAAUCUCGUCUGCGGCGUGGCGCCCAACUCGACCGCUCUCAUCGUCGGACGCGCCAUUGCCGGUGUUGGUGCAGCCGGCAUGGGAUCUGGGGCCUACACCAUCAUGGCCUUCACGGUACCGCCCAAGAAACGGCCCAUCUUCACCAAUAUCCUUGGUACCGCGUACGGUGUUGCGGCGGUGGUCGGGCCUUUGAUCGGUGGCGUGGUUGCCGACCGCCUUACCUGGCGCUGGUGUUUCUACAUCAACCCCCCGAUCGGCUGUAUUUCCGGUCUCAUCAUCCUUUGCGCCUUUGCGGCCCCGAAGAGGGCCAAGCCCGUCGAUGCCCCGCUCAAGGAGAAGAUGCUGCAGAUGGACCCGGUCGGCAUCGUGCUGGUCAUGGGCGGGAUGAUUUCGUACACCCUGGCUCUCCAGUACGGCGGCCAGACGAUGGCGUGGAACGACAGAACCGUCCUCGGCCUCAGCGUCGGCUUCGUGGUGAUCGUUAUCGUCUUUGGCUUCUGGGAGUUUUACAACGGCGAGCGGUCCAUGAUCGUCCCGCGUCUCUUCGCCAACCGCGACGUCCGGGUAUCGGCCAUUUUCACCUUCCUCUUUGCGGGCUCCUAUUUCAUCGUCCUCUAUUACCUGCCCAUGUAUUUUCAGAGCGUCCACCCCUCAAGAGCGACUGAAUCGGGCAUGCACAACCUGCCGUUGAUCCUGUCCGUCGCCGUCUCAACCAUGGGCGCGAGCGGUCUCAUCUCGGCAACUGGUCUCGCCGCCCCGGUCGCCGUCGUCAGUGCGGUUCUAGCGACCGUCGCCUCUGGUCUGCUCUACACGCUCGAUAUCAGAACCUCGCCGGCCAAGGUGCUGGGCUACCAGAUCCUGGGAGGUCACGGAUGGGGCGCGGCGUUCCAGGUCCCUAUCGUCAUGGCUCAGGCCACAGCCGCACCGGGCGAUAUCUCAUCCGUAACAGCCAUCAUCUUGCUGUUCCAAAACCUCGGGGGCGCCUUCAUGCUCUCGGCGGCACACCCGGCUUUCGUCCGCACCAUGAUGCAGCGGUUGGCGAUGACGGCACCCUCGGUCGACCCUCUCCUCAUGCUCGGUACGGGCGCCACGCAGAUCCGCACUGUCGUCCCCCCCGAUGUCGUCCCGGGCGUCCUGGUCGCCUACAUGGCCGGCAUCCAGACCACAUUCGUCAUCGCCCUGGUCUCCGUUGGCCUCGCCGUCACCGUCGGAAUUUUCAGCAGGUUUAAGCGGCUUAAUAGCCGGACGCUGAAGGUGGUGGAUGAGGUGGUAUAGGGGGGCUUUGGCAAGGGGUUGUAUAAGGAGUUGGAUUACCUAGGUAAUCUAGAAUUCACGUUUGGUUGUCUCAUCUAAAUCCGUCAUUGUCUGGCUAA